AUGGCAACUAUAAUUCUAUGUAUUGGAAGCGCCGAAGACCCCCACAUCCAAGAAGUGGAAAAAAAUGUUAAAUUGCUUGACAAUGAGGCUCGAAUUGUUCUUUUCAAUCCACUCUGUGGCGGUCAUUUUAUCGAAAUAACUGUCGAUACUUCGUGUGAGUUAAGCUCUAGCUGUCUUAUAGUUGUGGAUGGCGAACGAAUCCCUGCUGAGUCGAUCAAAUCCGUUUGGUACCGUUGGAAGCCUGCCGUCCUUUCCGCUAAUGAAGACCUCCAGGGUAUGGUUCUGUUCUAGUUAAAAAAAAUACACUCGCAUUUUUCGCCGUUCACUAGUUUUAUAGGCCAAUUUAACGAAACGUUUGGUAAUUUUAGUUGUCGCGAAAUUAUGCGCGCUCACUUGAAUUUCUGGUUAUCCCAGUUCUUUUAUGCUGUUUCGUGAAAUUAAAUCACAAACGAAAACGACAACACAGUCAGUUUUUCGUAUAGUACUGGCGAACGUUUCGUUAUAGCGCGCAGCGGAGCACCUUGAGUGAGAAAAAAUGGCAGCCUAUAGACGCGAGAAAAUUUGGUAAUCACGUGACCGCCCGUCUGUCCGUCCGUCCGUACGUCUGUCCACCCCCUACAUGUAAGCCGAUGUCAAGUGACUGUCUCAUUUAGUACUACUACAAUGACGUGGAUAACAGAGAAGGAGAUCGAGCGAGAGAUGAAAAAAAGGAAACGAAUUUCAUUGAAAGAAAAACAUGAAAAUUUUACACCUGCGAUUAAAGUAUGAGAAAUUCUAGCAGCUGACAAGGUAAAAAUGAGCGGCAGUGAAAAAAAGGCAAAGAGAAACAUAUAAAACAUUUCCUCUAUAAAAGGUAUACUAGAAAGUUUAACACAGCGUUGUAUUCGUGCAAAACAACGGCAAGGAAAUGUACAAAAAAGGUGCUGCACGUGCAAUACAAAGUUGUUUUUUUUUGCUGCUUUUUAGAUCGAUUACUUUCUUUUCCGUUUUCUUUUCCGUCGUCGCCCAUUGCACGGUAUUGGCUUUUGCUUGAGUAAACUAUAAGUAUAAUAACGAGAGCUUCACUUUUAAAUUCUAAAUUUAUAUAUCAAUUCAGUAGAAGAAAUUUAUGUAAUCAGAGAAAAGUCUGGUACAGUCGACUUUUUCUAUACUUCGGUUUAUUUUCGAAGAAGACACAUUUGAAUUUUACAAAAUGUAAAACGUAAGCUAACAAUUAAAUAACUUCACAUCGUGUUAUGCUUGAAGUUAUGGUUGCAAUAAUUAUUCUUUGCUGUACAAUCCUAAUCCUAAAGGUCUCAUUGCCAAAGACUUUGUCCUGAAAGAAUGGAAAUCGGUAGUUCGUUCUCUAGAGGCAUUCCUCCCGCAUGCGCAAUGGCUGAACACCGUAGCCGUCACUGAACUGCUGAACAGCAAGCCAUUUCAGUUACAACUCGCGCAGAAAGUUGGGCUGACUGUCCCAAAGACAACAAUCACAAACAACCCGGAAGCAGUGAAAGAAUUAUUCGACAAAGUGGAAAACGGACGCGUUAUAUUCAAAAGUCUAACUCCUCUCUUCCUGCCGCCAGACAAGCUUCUUUACACUACGGAGAUAACUAGAGAAUUUCCAUCGCAUUCCCAUGAUAGCAUUGCCCAGUCUCCAGCUAUUUAUCAGGAGCUGGUGGAGAGAAGAUCAGACUUGCGCAUCACUGUUGUUGGAUGUGAAGUGUUUGUAGCUCGCAUUGCCUCGCAGAUCCUGGAAACGGAAAAGGAUCGCUUAGAUUGGAGACGAUGCCAGGAUAAAGAAGAACUUUAUAGUGAAGUACAGGUGAAAAUGUUUUUCUCAUCAUUUAAGGGUCAGCAUCGACUACAACCUCGUUCCCAGAAUCCUCUCAUAAGAGCCGAGUAGGAAACGACCCUGGGGAUGAGGUUGCACUACCUAGUUUUAGAACCAAUUGUCACUCCAAUAAACAGUGACCUGAUAAUACUCAUUUUGCAAGACGAUACAUACACAACCUCGUCCCCACGGCGCUUUCCCGCUUUUUCCAAAGCCAGGGAAAAGCGCCGUGGAAACGAGGUUGAUACAUACAAAAUACUUUGAAAAAAAAAAAUAUUUGGCUAAGAACGAGAAAAAGAGGGGUGGAUUUCUGAACCUUUACAAAAGAGAACAUUUCUUCCUUUUAUAUUUAGAAAGUUGAGCAUUCUGUUAGCUGUGGGCUUUUCUGGUGUUUCCUCUAAAACCAUUGUACACCUAAAUGACGAGAAGGGAGCUUGUUUCUCCGACGCAAACCCAAUUUGUUUUUUUCCCUGGCAGAUAUCGGAGGAACUCAAAGAGCGGCUGUUGGAAUUUCACAGAAAAGCCGGUCUGGGAUUUGGUGCUUACGACUUCUUGGAACGCGGUGAUGACGUCAUAUUUCUGGAGUGUAAUCCGGGAGGAGCCUGGCUCUGGUUAGAACAAAAUCUUGGUCUUAAAGUCUCCGAACAGGUCGCGAAAUGUCUUUUGGGUAUCAAUGAAACAAAGUCGUCUUGA
Molecule: messenger RNA, 2506 nt
Organism: Porites evermanni
Lineage: Eukaryota; Metazoa; Cnidaria; Anthozoa; Scleractinia; Poritidae
Source: the annotation of a GenBank genome assembly